Messenger RNA from Musa acuminata subsp. malaccensis (wild Malaysian banana), 1183 nucleotides. Its product is annotated as aquaporin NIP1-1. The record is from RefSeq and is a predicted model, not a curated record. Lineage: Eukaryota; Viridiplantae; Streptophyta; Magnoliopsida; Zingiberales; Musaceae. Gene Ontology annotation, molecular function: channel activity. Gene Ontology annotation, cellular component: membrane. Gene Ontology annotation, biological process: transmembrane transport.
CCAAAACAAAGAAAGAUAAAUCAAUGGGGAAGUUGGACUGGCAGAGUUCCUUCUGCCGAUCCCUUUCGGGGCGUCUGGCUCUCGAUAAAUAGCAGCCUGAGUUUGAUCCUUAGUGGUGGUGAGAGGAAGAGAGCGAGGAAGAUGGCAAGAGAAGGGGAGAAUGCUAACGCGAACGGGAGGCGAGAGAGGUCUAUGGAGGAGGGAGCCGCUGGUGAUGGGAGAGAAGAGGGCGUCAACCCUGACCAUGGAUAUGCGAGCUCUGCCGACAAAGGUUGUGGGUUGAGCUUAUCUAUUCCUUUCUUGCAGAAGAUCCUUGCUGAAAUAUUCGGGACAUACUUUCUGAUCUUCGCGGGAUGUGCUUCGGUCACUGUAAAUCUGAGCAAGGGAAUGAUCACCUUUCCGGGCAUCUGCGUCGUGUGGGGGCUCGCCGUCAUGGUCAUGGUGUACUCCGUCGGCCACAUAUCCGGUGCCCACUUCAACCCGGCCGUCACGAUCGCCUUCGCCACAUGCGGGAGGUUCCCAUGGAAACAGGUGCCAGCUUACGUUUUUGCUCAGCUUCUGGGCGCGACGCUGGCGAGCGGCACGCUGCGUUUGAUGUUCGGGGGGAAGCACGAGCACUUCCCGGGGACGAUACCGGCCGGCUCGGACGUGCAGUCGCUUGUUCUCGAGUUCAUUAUCUCGUUCUACCUGAUGUUUGUGAUCUCGGGAGUGGCCACCGACAACAGAGCAAUCGGAGAAUUGGCGGGGUUAGCAGUCGGAGCUACAAUCUUAUUGAAUGUGCUCAUCGCCGGGCCUAUCUCGGGAGCAUCGAUGAACCCGGCGAGGACGCUGGGGCCGGCGAUCGUGGCCAACCGGUGGGAGGGGUUCUGGGUCUACAUCGUGGGUCCCAUCUGUGGGACCGUGGUGGGGGCGUGGGCUUACAACCUCAUUCGCUUCACCAACAAGCCCCUCCGUGAGAUCACCAAGAGCGGCUCCUUCCUCAAGAGCUUCAGGAACAACUCCACCUGAUCUUUCAAGUGGGAGAAUCGUGUAUCGUGUUUGGUCAACUAGUUUUCGAGUGUGUUCAGAUCUAGUGGUUCCCACUUGAGGAUUUAAAGGUCAAACGUAGACGAUUUCUCGGUGGGCAUGGAAUGUAUCGUUAGCCAUACUCAACGGGGAAGUUUCCAGUCUUUGGGUGCAUCAA